AUGGGCGGCUCUGCCUCCAGCCUGCUGGACGAGAGCAAAUGCAGCUACAUCCGAGGGAAAACCGAGGCUGUAAUCAAAAACUUCAGCCCACACUACCAACGCCAGUAUGCUGUUGCUUUUUGUAAGCACAUACAAAAUGAACUGGAACAGCACCGAAACUUCCAGUCUCAAUUCCUGAAAACCAAGCCCCCUGUGGAAUCUGGGAUGAUCUUGUAUGAAGCAGAGUUGUUGCAUUUUGCUGAAGAUCUGAAGAAAUGGAAGGAGAGAUAUAUUGUGAUCAGAAACGACUAUGCAGUGCAGAGCUUUGAGAGCAAAGAGGCUUACCAGAAGGGAGUCAGCCCUAAAUAUCGUAUUCUUCCUGCAGGAGGCAAAGUACUGACCUCAGAAGAAGAUUACAAUUUGCUGUCUGAUAAGCAUUUUCCAGACCCAGUUGCUUCUAAUGAGAAGGAAAAUGCCCAGGCAUUUGUUCUCCUGCCAAAAGAGUUUCCAGUUUACCUGUGGCAGCCCUACCUCAGACACAGUUACUACUGUUUCGAGGAUCCAGAAGCUCAGCAACAAUUUAGUGCAGUGCUGAAUGACUGUGUCAGACACUUAAACCAAGAUUUUCUCAAGCAGACCACGUUUGACACGCAGGCAUUUUUAGAAGCCGUCCAGUUCUUCCGUCAGGAGAAAGGCCACUAUGGGUCUUGGGAAAUGAUAACUGGCAAUGAAAUUCAGAUCUUGAGCAACCUUGUGAUGGAGGAGCUCCUGCCUAACCUUCAGACCAUGCUCCUGCCUAAAAUGAAAGGAAAGAGGAAUGAUAGGAAGAGGGUUUGGUUUGCAAUUGUAGAAGAAACAUACAAUCUGGUCCAGGAGCAGGUUUCAGAAGGAUUAAACACCUUGAAGGAAGAAUGUAAAGAUCUUACAAAGAAUCUAGAAGGAACCAUUCGUUCAGACAUGGAUCAGAUUUUGAACUCAAAGAACUAUUUAGCUGGAAAAAUCAAAGCAACAGUUUCCGAGCCGGCUGAGAAGUGCUGCAUGGAGAAUAUCCAGCCAUUUUUGCCUUCCAUAUUGGAAGAGCUCAUGGGCCCAGUGAGCUCUGGAUUCAGUGAAGUCCGUUUGCUCUUUGAAAAAGAAGUUAAUGAGAUCAGCCAGGACUUCCAGAAGACAAAUGAUGCCACAAAGCUGAAGGAAAAUUUGAAGCAGCUGAUGAACCUGCCAUUCAACUCUGUGAAAAUGGAACCUUGCUAUCUGAAAGUCAAUCUCCUCCAGGAACAACUCCAGGACCUCAAGAGCCGCUUCAAAUUCUACCAUAUUGAUUUUGUGGUUCAGAGGACGCAGAACUUCAUGCAGGAGCUUAUGGAAAAUGCAGUGUAUACUUUUGAACAACUUCUCAGUCUGAGUAGCCAAGGAGAUACAGUGCAAAUUUCAACUGCCAUUGAAAAAGUCAAACUACGAGUACUAAAGCAAUAUGAUUAUGACAGCAGUACUAUACGGAAGAAAAUAUUUCAGGAAGCAUUGGUACAGAUCACAUUGUCCACAAUGCAGAAGACACUGGCUUCAGCUUGCAAACCAGAGUUGCAGAAAUAUGAACAGUUCAUCUUUGCUGAUUACACCAGAGUGAUACAAGUAGAGAAUGUCUAUGAAGAGAUUUUAUUUCAGACAUUGCUUGAUGAAACCCUAAAAGUAAUAAAAGAAGCUGCCAUUCUGAAGAAACACAACCUUUUUGAGGACAACGUAAACUUGCCUUAUGAAAGUGUGUCCAGUUUAACUGACUUGAAGACCCCUUCAGGAUCAGCACAAGCCAGUCCUGCUAAGAAACUAUCCACCACUUUAACAGAAACAUCAGAUACUGAAACUCAAAGUAAUGAACUGCUUGUUGUGUCAGAAAAAAUGAUCCAGGAGAAGUGUCAUGAUGCUAGAAAGCCAUCAGACAAUGAAGAAGCAGUUUAUGUCAAUGUGUCGAGCAGUCCUGCAAUUAGUAGAGAAAAGGUGAUCAUUACAGACAUCACUGACAAACCGGCGUCUCAUCCUUUUACUCCUAAGGAAGAAAAGGAUGUGGAGGAAAUGAUAACUUCCCAGAAUGAAAAUGCGGUGGAGACCAAGUUUGGAGGGAACACUGAAAAAGAAAAUAAGGUACAAGAAGAGGAGAGAAGUCUUACAGCCCCUGGUACUGUGAAUGAGAUCAGAAGCUUGCUGAUGGUGACAGUUGAAUUACCAGCAGUCGCUCCAUCUGAGAACAAAAAGGAAGUGGCAAAUGAAUAUGAAAUUUUGAAGUGGCAAGAACAUGGUGAAGAGAGUGAUGAAAACAGCAAAACUAAUGCAGAAACCGGUCAAACAGACCAGGUAGUGAAUAAAGAAGUAGAACAUUCUGAGCUCAAGGUGGAGCAGCCACCUCCAUCCAGUUUUGGUACAGGCGAUAUGAAAUUAAUGAUCAUUUCAGAGGCAGGCAACCAUGCGACUCAAGCAGAAUGUUUGGAGGUCGCUGAAAAACUAGAUGUGUCUCAAGAGUCAAAGGCAGAAAUGGAGACCAACCAAAGUGUCUGGUAUACUGGUCUGGAAAGCUGCAAAGGUCUUCAUGACAAAUCGCAACCAGAGACACACACCGAAAGCAUAGUUGGAGACAGAAGAUCUGAUCUGGAGGAAGCAGGUGAAGAUCACAUUCAUGCUGACCCAAUGGAAACAGAGGCUGAGAGCUUUCCUGGGUGUUCUGCUGAAAGUCCUGAUGCAAUACAAGUACCCAUUCUGAGUAUUGAAAACUUAAGAAUAGAAACAACUAAUGAUUUUCAGGUUUCACUAGUGCUAGAGGAAGAGGAGCUUAGCACGGCAGAGGUUACAGUCGAUAUUAAAUCUGAAAGCUUUACUGUUACUGCAAGUGAUGAGUGUCAGCCAGCAGGUGCACCUUCUCUAUGUGCUGAAAUCACAAGCUCAGUAGGAAGUGAAACUGUCACACAAGAAAACAGUGAGGAGAGCUCUACAGAGCAGCACUCUGAAGAGUAA
Molecule: messenger RNA, 2979 nt
Organism: Emys orbicularis (European pond turtle)
Lineage: Eukaryota; Metazoa; Chordata; Testudines; Emydidae
Gene: NIBAN1
Product: niban apoptosis regulator 1
Exons: 14
Coding region: 1-2979 (992 amino acids)
Source: RefSeq, a predicted model, not a curated record